GGUGUAUUCGACUUAGUCCCCGUGGAAAGGUUGGUUGUGGAUGAGGCUUCGCAGAUAGACACCUUUGAAUUCAUGCAUCUCUUCCACAAGUUUAAAGAAUUACAGAAAAUAUGCUUCUUUGGGGAUCCGAAGCAGCUUCCGCCAUACGGCAAGGAAGCGGCACCUAGAAUUCAAACCAUCUUUGACUUCAAACAUAUCAAACCCGCGGCAUUUUUCCUUGAGACACAAUACCGUAUGCCCAUACCUGUGGGCGACUUCAUCUCUAAACAUGUCUACAACUCGAAACUACGCUCUGAUCAUCGAAUCACGGUCAUGUCAUGUGUGAAGUUCGUGAACGUCUCCAAAGGAGAAGAGACGAAGGUCGGAUCGAGUUGGAUGAAUAUGGAGGAAGUGCACGCCGUCAUGAAUCUUGUUCGGUACUACUACAAGACUAAAGACUUCUGCGUUAUCACACCCUACGACGCACAGAGGGGUGCCAUCCAAAAGUCUCUAAAGGCGGCAGAUCUUCCAUGGGAUAUGGUCUACAACGUGGACAGUUUUCAAGGUACGUCCGCGACCAAUAUUGCUGUU
This is a messenger RNA of Postia placenta MAD-698-R-SB12, 570 nucleotides long. RefSeq lists its product as hypothetical. The annotation marks the transcript as partial. The transcript has 5 exons. The record is from RefSeq and is a predicted model, not a curated record. Gene Ontology annotation, molecular function: 5'-3' DNA helicase activity. Lineage: Eukaryota; Fungi; Basidiomycota; Agaricomycetes; Polyporales; Adustoporiaceae.